AUGGCUGGGCUGCUGGGGGCCAGGCCGGCCGUGCCCCGGCGAGGGGGCUGCAGCUGGGCCACCUUCCUGCUGCUUCUACUCCCCGUCCAAGCAGCCCAGAAAGCGGAUCUCAGCGGCGAGGCCGCCGGGGCCACCAUUAACCACUCGCUGGCGCUGAUCCACCGGCUGCAGGAGCUGCUGCAGAACGGCAACGCCAGCGACACCACGCUGCGGGUGCGCACCGCCGGCUCUGACGAGGUCAAGGUCUUCCACACCCACCAGCUGCUCCUGGCCCUGCAGAGCGAAGCCUUCGAGAGCCUCCUGCACAACCAGACCGUGGUGACGCUGCACGAGCCGGCCGACAACGCCGCGCUCUUCGAGAAGUUCAUCAGGUAUCUGUACUGUGGGGAGAUCUCCAUCUUGUUGCACCAGGCCAUCCCUCUGCACCGGCUUGCUAGCAAAUACCGCGUCUCCACGCUCCAGCGCGGGGUGGCUGAGUACAUGAAGAGCCACCUGGCGAGCGAGUCCAGCCAGGGCCACGUGGUCGGCUGGUAUCACUACGCGGUGAAGAUCGGGGACGCGGGCUUGCAGGAGAGCUGCCUGCAGUUCCUGGCCUGGAACCUCUCGGCCGUCAUGGGCGGCGCCGAGUGGGCCACGGUGAGCGCGGAGCUGCUGGCGCUGCUGCUGGAGCGCUCGGACCUGGUGCUGCAGAGCGAGCUGGAGCUGUACACCGCCGUCGAGGAGUGGGUGGGCCGCAAGCAGCCCGAAGCCCCCGUGGUGGUGAAGGUGCUGCGCUCCAUCCGCUACGCCAUGAUCCCCCCCAGCCACCUGUUCCACCUGCAGAAGCAGUCGGCGGUGAUGGUGCGGCACUACGGCGCCAUCCAGGACCUGCUCUUCCAGGCCUUCCAGUUCCACUCCGCCUCCCCCAUCCACUUUGCCAAGUACUUCGACGUCAACUGCAGCAUGUUCGUGCCCCGCAACUACCUCUCCGGCUCCUGGGGCUCCCCGUGGGUCAUCAACAACCCGGCCCGCGACGACCGCAGCACCAGCUUCCAAACCCAGCUGGGCCCCAGCAACCACGACGCCAGCAAGCGGGUGACUUGGAACGUCCUCUUCUCCCCGCGCUGGCUGCCUGUUAGCCUGCGCCCCGUCUACUCAGACUCUGUCUCCGGAGCCAUCCAGUCCAUCCGGAUCGAGGACGGGCGGCCCCGGCUGGUGAUCACCCCGGCGAUGACCAGCUCCGACUUCGCGGGCGUCAGCUUCCAGAAGACCGUCCUGGUGGGGGUGCGGCAGCAGGGACGAAUCUUCGUGAAACACGCCUACAGCUUCCACCAGAGCACGGACGAGCUGGCCGAUUUCCUGGCGCACGCCGACCUGCAGAAGCGCACCUCCGAGUACCUGAUCGACAACUCCCUGCACCUGCACCUGAUUGUCAAGCCUGUCUACCACUCGCUGAUCAAGGUCAGGAAGUAG
Molecule: messenger RNA, 1452 nt
Organism: Emys orbicularis (European pond turtle)
Lineage: Eukaryota; Metazoa; Chordata; Testudines; Emydidae
Gene: BTBD17
Product: BTB domain containing 17
Exons: 3
Coding region: 1-1452 (483 amino acids)
Molecular function (GO): protein binding
Source: RefSeq, a predicted model, not a curated record